AAAGAAAAAUAGUUCUUAAUACUUUUUCUUUUCUUCUUUUUAAGGUUUCCUCUCAAAAGUUUUUUCCUUGUUUCUUCUCUCCUUUCCAACGGUCAAAGUUUUUGACAUCGUGGGAAUAUUUAUAUUGGAGAAAAAAUAUCCAUUGUAUACUAAAAUAUCACCUGAAACCCUAUAACAAAUCUUAGUUUGAGCAAUGAAAAUGGAAGAAAUCUUAAUCUGCUCUUUGCUUUCGGUUCUUAUACUAUGGGUGGCCACCAAGUUAAUCACCUCAACUCACAAAAAUCACCCACCAAGUCCUCUGGCUCUUCCGAUUCUGGGUCAUCUCCAUCUCCUCAAAGAACCCCUCCAUCGAACACUCUUCACCCUCUCCCAAAAACACGGCCCCAUCUUCUCCCUCAAGCUUGGCUCUCGUUUCCUGGUCGUCGUUUCAUCACCCUCUACCGUCCAAGAAUGUUUCACCAAGAAUGACAUCGUCUUAGCCAACCGCCCUCGCUUCAUCAUGGGCAAGUACGUCGGCUAUAACUACACCACUCUUGGUCUGGCUCCCUACGGCGAUCAUUGGCGCAACCUACGUCGACUCUCCACCAUCGAUAUCUUCUCCUCCACUCGUUUGAACAUGUCUUUAGACAUUCGAAGGGAUGAAGUCAGCCGCUUGUUGCGCCGAUUGUACCAGGUUUCCGCCGAUGGGUUCGCCAAGGUAGAGCUGAAAUCAGUGUUUUCGGAGCUGACGUUUAACAUAAUCAUGAGAAUGAUGGCUGGGAAACGGUAUUUCGGCGACGAAGCUACCCAGAAUUCCGACGAAGGGAGGCGGUUCCGGAAGAUGAUUAAGGAGCUUUUCGAAUUGGCAGUGUCUUCAUAUCCUGGAGAUUUCCUGCCAAUACUGCAGUUGGUUGAUUACGAUGGAUACAUCAAGAGAAUAAAAGAUCUGGGUAGUAAAACAGAUGAAUUAAUGCAAGGAAUGAUCCAUGAACAUAGAAGCAAGAAAGGCGAUUUGAACAUCAAAAACACCAUGAUAACCCAUUUGCUAUCUAUGCAAGAAUCUCAGCCGGAAUAUUAUACUGAUGAAAUCAUCAAAGGACUCAUACAAGUCAUUUUAAAUGCAGGAACUGAUACAACAGCAAUAACAUUGGAAUGGGCAAUGUCUAAUCUACUGAACAAUCCUCAUGUGCUAGAAAAAGCUAGAGCUGAAUUAGACAAACUUGUCGGUCAAGAAAAACUGGUGGAAGAAGCUGAUGUCGCAAAAUUACCUUACUUACAAAGCAUAAUUUCAGAGACACUUCGACUAUAUCCAGCAGCUCCACUGUUAGUUCCACAUUCGGCAUCUGAAAUUUGCAGUAUUGAAGGCUAUGAAAUACCCAAAGACGCAAUUGUGAUGGUGAAUGCUUGGGCUAUUCAAAGAGACCCCAAUUUAUGGGAUGAUGCAUUAAGCUUUAAGCCAGAGAGGUUUGAGGAAGGCAAAGAGAUGAGUGACCAGAUUUAUAAGUUGAUGCCGUUUGGAUUAGGAAGAAGAGCUUGCCCUGGAAUGGUAUUAGCUCAACAUGUUUUGGGGUUGACAUUAGGGGCAUUGAUUCAAUGUUUUGAGUGGGAACGGGUGAGUGAAAAGAAAAUCGACAUGACUGAUGGCCAAGGGCUUACUAUGCCUAAAGUUCAACCAUUGGAAGCCAUGUGCAAAGCAAGUCAGCUCGGGAAGAAGUUACUUUGUUUCUGAAGUUGUUUGAGAUUAGUAAACAUUUUCUUUUUCGUUUUUAUAAUUUUUCAUGAAAAAUGUCUUUCAUGUCUGUGGCUUUCUGCUGGAAA
Molecule: messenger RNA, 1797 nt
Organism: Gossypium raimondii (Peruvian cotton)
Lineage: Eukaryota; Viridiplantae; Streptophyta; Magnoliopsida; Malvales; Malvaceae
Product: cytochrome P450 81Q32
Exons: 2
Coding region: 194-1708 (504 amino acids)
Molecular function (GO): oxidoreductase activity, acting on paired donors, with incorporation or reduction of molecular oxygen; monooxygenase activity; heme binding
Source: RefSeq, a predicted model, not a curated record